GCCUGCGCCCGCAGUCAGGAAGGACCCCGCAGACGCCUCGGGGGCGUUCCUGCCCCGAAGGACAACCCUCCGCCUGAGGACCGGCUCAGAGGAGUGCCAGCCAUGGAGACAGGAAGGCCCGAGAUGGAGUUGUGGGUCCCCAAAAUAAGGCGCGGCUGUUCCAAAGAAAGUAUGACCCGAGGAGGCAUGAAUCUGAUCAGGCACCUCGGAGCCACCCCGAAAAGGGGCCUUCGAGAAGAUCACGUGGGCAGGCUGUUGUGGCAGUUGCUGAGCAACCACAGCUGCUAGAAGUAGAUUGCGCUGAGCGCCCUCUUUCCCUGAUGUUUCAGGGGAUCCCCAAAGAAAGCAAGGGAUCCGAGACCCGGGCUGCUGGGGUGAAGUUCCCGGUGACUGAAUUAGGGAGGCGGAAGGGUUAGUUUCUCUCUCAGUUCAGCUAUUGGGGAUGAUUUAGAACUAGCAGGAACCGGGACGCCGGAAUUCAGUUCUGGCCCUUGUUGGCGCUUGGUUGGUUUCUCCGCGUUGGUGGCUAUUGGGCUGGAUGCGGGCCGCCUGCUUUCCGAAGGCUGUUGAUGAUGACUCCGCCACAAAAUCUAGCCUAAUCCACCAGGAGGUUAAAGAGAGAUUUUACAGCAAAUAAAUGUCAAAGACUAGAACCCAUAUAGAUAACCUGCCUGCAGAUAACGCAGAGGCUACAGAAGUAUAGUGGCAGGACUAAAGAGAUUGCCCGAGUCCGUGGGGACCUGUGCUCCAGCCCUGGGCUGGACAGAGGGAUUUGAGGAUAGGGAUCAUUGACCCCCUUCCUCUGCCACUUCUUCAUUUCCUGCUCAGUCAUUGCAUCUGGUUUGGGUGAAAAGUAUCCUUCCCCAUUAAAGACGUUUAAUGCAGGGUUAGAUUUUAUUCUAGAGCUCUAUAGUACCUGACAAUAGUUCAGCUUUUGUGUGAGGUCCUUUAUCCCAAUAACUAGCUAUAAAGUAAAGGAACCAAAUUCUGAGAUCCAAAAGCCUCAGCGGAAGCAAAAAAAUUAAAAUAUUUUUAGAGGCAGAAAACAAAACACAGGGCUCCAAAUUCUGUUUUCGGUGACAAGUCUUGUGCAAGUCCCCACUGUACAACUCAGCUCCCCUCUGUAAAGUAAAAAACUAGAUUUCUGUAUCACUAUCCUCUUCACCAAGAUAAGUUAAGUAACGAGAUACCCAGAGUGCUUUUGGGUCAUUUUGUGGGCUGGCAAAGAAUCCAGAGGCUUCCUCUUCCCCCCUGACGAUGACCCUAUGCUCAUGUCCAUUCCCUUUGCUUUCCCAGGCACAGGUCAUGGAAAGGAAUGACAUCAUCGACUUCAAGGCUUUGGAGAAAGAGCUGCAGGCUGCACUUACUGCUGAUGAGAAGUACAAGCGGGAGAAUGCUGCCAAGUUACGGGCAGUGGAACAGAGGGUGGCAUCUUAUGAGGAGUUCAGGGGUAUUGUCCUUGCUUCACAUUUGAAACCUCUGGAGCAGAAGGACAAGAUGGGAGGGAAGAGAACUGCACCCUGGAACUGUCACACUACUCAGGAAAGCACCUCCCAGGAUGAGGGCACUGAAAUAUUCCAGGAGAAAACACUCUUCCAGCCCGAGACCUCAGCAGAGUUCUACCGCGAUUGGCGGCGACACUUGAGGAGUGGGCCAGAGCGCUACCAGGCCCUGCUGCAGCUCGGGGGCCCAAGGUUGGGCCGCCUCUUCCAGAUGGAUGUGGGGUUUGGACUUCUAGGGGAGCUGCUGGUGGCACUGGCUGAUCAUAUGAGGCCAGGUGACCGGGCGGCCAUUCUUGGGAUCCUGCACAGCCUGACCAGCACUGGGCGCUUCACCUUGAACCUGAGCCUGCUGAGUCAUGCAGAGAGGGAGAGCUGCAGAGGCUUGUUUCAGAAGCUUCAGGCCACGAGCGUCCCCAGACCCACGGCCGAGGGGCUCAGCCAGGAGGAGCAGCGUCUGGAGGAGCAGUCUGGUGGGCCCCAGGAGGAGGAGGGGCUCCUGCAGGAGCUACUGGGGCUGUACCAGGUGAAUUGAUAGGACCAGCUGCCUUCAGAGGUCCCCAGUUGUCGUUCAGGCAUUUUUCAUUGGUUGUUGUCUUGAGGGCACUAGGACUGUAAUGAGAAGCCUACACCUGAUUAUCUUCUCAACUUGGAAUUUUCACAGCAAAAACAGGCAUUGAGUCUUCCCCACUUUGUCAGUCCCUCUGUGGCUAUGUAUUUUGAACUAUCUGGGCAGUCAAGGGCCCAAGAAGUUGAAAGCAGUUUUGUUUCCCACCCUUAGACGGCGCUCUUAGAGCUUGCCAAGCCUUUAGUCCGCUGGCCCUGAGAGAUGGGCAUGUUCCCAACCAAAUCCUGGCUACAAUUACACCCUCCACUUAAAGAGAGGUAAAAGCAAAGUCGUCCAUCCUCCAUGGUAAAUAACUACUGAUCUCCAUAGCCUCAAUAAGAAUAUUUAUAAUCCAAAACCAAUGAAUGGAUGUUUGAUCAAUGAAUGCUCAAAUGCUACCCCAUUUGGGGUGCAGCAUUUCUCAACAGGGACUGAGUUCCUGUGCGGCUGGGUCUGGGAAAGCCCCAAGCUAUCAGCUCAGGCCUGGCCAGUCUCCCGGGCUUCUUUAGAUGGCCAGAUGUGCAAGCAUAUGGGUUUCUUCCAUCUCUUGAAUUGGCAAAAGGGAAGAUUUUUCCACCAGGCAUGUGGACCAGGGCCUGGAGCAGUGAGGUGGACAUUUCCUUGUCCCAGCGCCUAGGCUCUUGCCUCUCAUUCCGAUUUCUUCUGACCCAUUCUUGGGUGAGUGCCAGUGUUCUAGAAUGGUUUUCCUAUGAGACCAGGUCUGGAACAUCAGAAGGGCAUCUUGUACCUGAACUAGGAAUAAAUUGUCUUGCCUUUGGCAGCUUCCUCUGCA
Molecule: messenger RNA, 2899 nt
Organism: Loxodonta africana (African savanna elephant)
Lineage: Eukaryota; Metazoa; Chordata; Mammalia; Proboscidea; Elephantidae
Gene: DNAAF19
Product: coiled-coil domain containing 103
Exons: 3
Coding region: 1258-2034 (258 amino acids)
Biological process (GO): inner dynein arm assembly; epithelial cilium movement involved in extracellular fluid movement; determination of left/right symmetry
Cellular component (GO): outer dynein arm
Source: RefSeq, a predicted model, not a curated record